Messenger RNA from Myotis davidii, 2436 nucleotides. It is a transcript of the gene HAUS6, whose product is annotated as HAUS augmin like complex subunit 6. Gene Ontology annotation, cellular component: mitotic spindle microtubule; HAUS complex. The record is from RefSeq and is a predicted model, not a curated record. Gene Ontology annotation, biological process: spindle assembly. Gene Ontology annotation, molecular function: microtubule binding. The transcript is spliced from 16 exons. Lineage: Eukaryota; Metazoa; Chordata; Mammalia; Chiroptera; Vespertilionidae. Bases 9 to 2306 code for a protein of 765 amino acids.
UUAGGAACAUGUUCGACAAGCCAAACCGUGAUGCCUUUCAAAUAGUGUCUUAUUUCUUGUUUCAAACGCUGGACCAGUCUCUCACCAAAGAAGUUUUCAAAGUUUGUUGGCCUCCAUUUGACCAAAAAAGUGAUACUGAAUUCCGGAAACUUUGCUGUGAAUGGUUAAAAAAAAUUUCUGUGGAAUGUGGAAAUAACUUUCCUCAAGUUGUUGCUUCACUAUUUCUUUCUCCUGGUGGUCCUAAGUUUAUUCACCUGAUGUAUCAUUUUGCAAGAUUUGUUGCAAUAAAAUAUAUAAAAACACAUUCCAAAAAUUCAUUCAAGCAUGUUGCAGAGACAUUUAAUUUAAAGCCACAAGAUUUGCACAUGUGCAUUGCCAGGUCUCAUGUAGCACGUAACAGAUUUUUACAGAUUUUACAAAGACAAGAUUUUGUUUUCCAGAAGUAUCAAGAAAAUGCACAAUUAUUAGAUGAAGAAGUACGAAAUUUGAGAUCAGAAUAUAUAGGACUGCAAAACCAAAUGAAAAACAUGGAACCUUAUGAUGACCAAAGUGAUAUACAAGAAAAAAUUCAAAAGGUUCGGUCUUUGUGGGCUUCAGUGAAUGAAACUCUCUUGUUUUUGGAAGAAGAGAGAGAAAUUGUUAGUUCAGUCCUCAGUCUUGCUGACCAGUAUACUUUAGAUGGAACUAACGUUGCUAUUGAUGUUCCAAGGCUCUUACUUGACAAAAUUGAGAAACAAAUGUGUCAGUUGCACAUAGGAAAUGUUUAUGAGGCUGGGAAAUUGAACCUGUUGACAGUUAUUCAGUUAUUAAAUGAAGUCUUGAAAAUAAUGAAAUAUGAAUGUUGUCAGGCUGACCAAGCAAAACUGACAAUAGACCUUCGCUUCCUUGAAAAAGAGGCCAAAUUACAGAGAGAAAGAUUAUUGGAUCUGCAGCAUAUGAGGCAUAAAUUAGAAGAAGAUCUUACAACUAUAACACAUUCUAUUGUUGAAAAACAAGAAAAAUGGCAUAAAAAGUGGAAAGAAUUUCUUGGUUUGUCUCCUUUUAAUCUAAUAAAAGGUUGGACUCCAGCUGUGGAUCUUUUACCACCUAUGUCUCCUCUUUCAUUUGAUCCUGCCUCAGAAGAAGCAUAUGCCAGAAGUAUUCUUUUGCAGUAUCCUGCUUCGCUUCCAGAUACAGCUAAACAGCAUAACCAGGAAAAUGAUUGUAGAAGAGCCAGUGAUGUACUGGGAACUGUAUAUGAUUUAACCAACAGCCCUGCUUCUUUCCUGUUUCAGCCAGUUUCAUCAUCAGAUGGAAAUAGUGUUACAAUAUUUGAAAAGGACAUGAAGAUUGGAACAUCUAGAGAAAAAACUGAAACAAUUUCUAAGAAAACACCAGAGUGUGAAGGGGAAGACUUUCCAUCAUCAUAUAUUGCAAAGAAUACAGAGAGCAGUGCAUUAGGAGGACCUCUGCCAGUUAAAAAAAUUGAUCCAUUCCAGAAAGAGCAAGAUCACCUGGCAGAAGAGGUUGUGAGGACAGUAUUAUCUGAUUCACCACAGCUCUCUACGGGAAAAGAAGUAAAAUUAGAGGAACUGAUUGACUCUCUAGUUUCUAACCCAUUCUUAACUAGGAAACAAAUUCCCCGAACUCCAGAAAACUUGAUCAGUGAUAUUAGGAACUCAUGGAGAAAAGCUAUUAAAGUAGAAGAUAACAGAAGUACAGAAUCAAUUCAAAUGGAUACUGAACAUAGAGAAGGUUUUAAGGAUAUUGAUUUUGGCAUAUUACAUGAAACUCUUCCAGAAGAUGUUGGUCAUUUAAGUCUUAAUAGCUCCAAUAGUACAGAGGCCAAUUUCAAACUGGAACCAAAUAGUCCUAUGAACAGUAGCAUUUUCUCAGAAGAUGUUGUGGGAGAAAGACAGACUACUCCAAAAUCAGACUCCCAUGUACAGGCUAUUUACAGUAGAUAUGAGGCUCUGAAAAAACCUCUUAACAAGAAAAGGGAAGAAACUUACCUCUUUAAUUCUGAAAUACCUGAAAGACACAAACAAGAAUUGAGCCCUGCUCCUCAAACCAUGCAAACAGAUGAUAUGCUUAACCUGCUGGACACUCAAGAUUUGCAUACUGACUAUACAAAACCAUCUUUACGAAUGUCCCCUGGUGAAAGAAAACGAUCUCUUUCACCACUAAUUAAGUUUUCUCCAGUGGAACAAAGAUUGGGGACCACGAGGCCAUGUAGUCUUGGAGAACUUCCACCUUAUUUAAAAGAAGCAGAAAUCUUGAAUAAGAGCCUUGAUGCAAAAGAAUCGCCGUCUGAGUUGAAGAGAUAAUUUACUUACGUUGCACACUUCAGUUGAAGCAAGUUGAUUUAAAAAUAGACUUAUAGCCCUAGCUGAUGUGGCUCAGUAGGUUGAGCACCCUCCCAUGAAAUGAGAAGUCACCAGUUCGAUUCCUGGUCAG